UCGUGCGAAAGUCGUCAAGCGGAAAAAACAGUAUUUGCCUUCUUUUCUUAAUUUGCUUCAACAAUUUUGUGAUUCUUAUACUUCGAAUGGAUCGCUUAAACAUAAACAGUCAGAUCGAGCAUCUACAAUCAAAAUACGUUGGUACUGGACAUGCAGAUACAAUUAAACAUGAGUGGGGCACAAAUCAAGCCCGAGAUUCAUUGGCCUCAUUUAUAGGACAUAAUACAUUACUAUCCUUCAUUUCUGUGGCAGAAAAUGAGUGCAAAGCAAGAGUUAAAGCAAACCUAUUAGAAAAAAUGUUGCAGCCUUGCGGUCCUCCACCUGAAAAGGAAGAACUUUGAUUGACACCUGCAGCUGUCAAUACGUAAACCUUUGUAAAUAGAUUUAUCACUAGCCAAGUCAAAUAAAUUCAUUGCUUUUUCUGCGUUGCU
This is a messenger RNA of Mycotypha africana, 431 nucleotides long. RefSeq names its product splicing factor 3B subunit 5/RDS3 complex subunit 10. Gene Ontology annotation, biological process: mRNA splicing, via spliceosome. Gene Ontology annotation, cellular component: U2 snRNP; precatalytic spliceosome. Bases 87 to 341 code for a protein of 84 amino acids. The transcript has 5 exons. The record is from RefSeq and is a predicted model, not a curated record. Lineage: Eukaryota; Fungi; Mucoromycota; Mucoromycetes; Mucorales; Mycotyphaceae.